AUGGAGUACAACGACACGCUGUUGAUACCGGGCCAACGUAUACGUCCGCCCGUGACGAAGGAUAUGGCGGUCGCCCUGCUGGAGCGGAUCUACGGCAUGAGGGCAACGAGCGUGCGCGAACUGGACGCAUACGACGACCGUAACUAUCACGUGUUGUGCGAGGAGACGCAUGUGAAUCCACACGUGACCAGCCCGGAGAAGGCCGGAUAUGUCCUCAAGGUGAUCAACUCCUUAGAUUCUCGGAAGACUGGCAUAAUCGAGGCGCAGAACGAGCUAAUGAUCUUCCUAAAUCAACGGGACAUCUGCUGCCCGUUGCCGGUCAGGAACGUGAACGGCGCGUUCUUCUCUCUGGAGAAUCUAAAGAGCGAGAACACCAUGGAAAGGUACGCCGUGAAAUUGCUCGUCUACCGUCCCGGCAAACUUCUACACGAUGUAAAAGCGACCGACGAAUUGUUGCGCAAGGUUGGCACUUUCGUCGCCAGAAUCGACGAGAUCCUCGUUGGAUUCAAUCAUCCCGCUUACGACGAUCACAGGACAAUGUGGAUGCUGACUUCGGUGCCGCAAGUGCAGCAGUUCACGUACGCCGUCAAGAGCUCGCUGGACAGGCAGCUGGUGCACGACGUGAUCGUCAGCUUUCAGAAGGAAGUGCUGCCGAUCACGGAUCAGUUUGAGCAGGGGAUGAUACACGGCGACUUGAACGAGCAUAAUAUACUCAUGAGCCUCGACGGCGAAGACAUUACCGCCGUGAUCGAUUUCGGCGACUCUCACAGAACUUGUCGUAUUUUCGAGCUGGCGAUAAUUCUCUGUUACAUGAUCUUACAGGCGGCCGAUGUGAAAAUGGGUAGAUACGUUGUAAAGGGCUAUCAGGAGAUCAGGAGGCUGACCGACGUAGAGAAGAAGAUUCUUAAGAUCAGCGUAUGCGCCAGGAUGUGCCAGAGUCUAGUAAUGGGCGCUUACUCGCAUCUGCAUGAUCCCGAAAAUCAAUACUUGCUGACCACGCAGAAAACCGGUUGGACAUUGUUGAAAAGACUAUGGCCAAUGAGCCAAAACGAUGUAAUGGAAGCCUGGGGUUUGAACACUGUCUGA
Linepithema humile (Argentine ant) is the source of this 1086-nucleotide messenger RNA. Lineage: Eukaryota; Metazoa; Arthropoda; Insecta; Hymenoptera; Formicidae. The record is from RefSeq and is a predicted model, not a curated record.